Molecule: messenger RNA, 1068 nt
Organism: Exophiala aquamarina CBS 119918
Lineage: Eukaryota; Fungi; Ascomycota; Eurotiomycetes; Chaetothyriales; Herpotrichiellaceae
Exons: 1
Coding region: 1-1068 (355 amino acids)
Molecular function (GO): methyltransferase activity
Source: RefSeq, a predicted model, not a curated record
AUGUCCAAUGCCACAAAAUUUAGAGCCAUUGCCACAUUAGUUCAAACCAUGGAUUCACCAGUGGUACCAAGUUCAGAUUCCUCGAAUGACGAGACUUAUCAAACGAGGUCAUUAACGGCUAGCAUCACCGAUUACCCUAUGUAUUGGGGGAGGAGAUACCAUCGGUAUAAAGAAGGCACCUAUCUGUUCCCCAACGACGAAGCCGAAAACCAUCGCCUCGAUGUUCAACAUAGCAUACUCAACGAGUUACAUGGUCGCCUCUUCUUUGCCCCUCUUGACCCUGCCAUCACUCGAGUUGUCCUGGAUUUGGGCACUGGUACUGGAAUUUGGCCAAUUGAAUUGGCUGACACGGGCUUGUUGCCCAAAGCUUCCAUCUUCGGCACCGAUCUUUCCGCCGUUCAGCCGUUGGAUGUACCAAACAAUGUUCAUUUUGAGAUUCAAGACUGCUCCGAGGAAGACUGGGUCCGACCUUUUGGAAGCGUCGAUUAUUGCCAUACUCGAUUCCUCGCUGGUAGUCUCACCUCGUAUGAAGAUCUGAUACGGAACUCAAAGCAAUAUCUACGUCCUGGCACCGGCUGGUUGGAAUGUCAAGAACUUCACCCGACUCCUGUCUCAGACGACAAUACCAUACCUGCAGACUGGCCUGCCAAGACUUGGGACGAUAAUCUGGAUUAUGCUUGCACCCAGGCCAUAUACCCACCCCGUCCUAUUCGCAUCGGGCCUGAUAUCAAAACUUGGAUGCAAAGGGCCGGCUACGUUGAUAUCCACGAACACAUCUCCAAGAUCCCAAUCGGCCCUUGGCCGAAAGAUAAACGUCUCAAACGUAUUGGACAGUGGUGGUUGGGGAAUUGGUUAUCCGGGUUACAAGGGUUCUCCCUCAAAACCUUCAGUACCGACGGACUCAAGUGGUCAAGAGAAGAAAUUGAAGUCAUGUUGGCCGAAGUGAGGAAAUCCUUGGCGAUGAAGGAAGUCCAUUCUUAUCACAGGUACUAUGUCGUUUAUGGGAGACGGCCUUCGGUUGAGGAGGAGGAGGAAGCGUUUCACAGUCGGCUGCACUCUCAUGGCUGA